AUACAGGAAGUAAACAAAUUUCAGCUUGGAGAAGCGUUUCCAAACAUAACGUUUUUGUGUUAGCGUCACACAAGUGCUGUCGAACGCGUCGUUUAUUAUUGCAUUUUGUUUUUUGUAAUAACCAUAAACACAGUGUUAACCCCAAAAUGAGUGCAAAUCGUGGUGGCGAGGGUGGACGUCAGACCGGUGAUGACGAGGGGUUUGCUGAUGAUGAAAGUGUGGAAGAGGAAGCCAUGGAGGUUGUACCUACAGUUGCUGACAAUGAAGUUGAUGAGGUCCUGAAUGGUCCGAAGGCCACAGUGUAUUAUGCUGUACAAGUUCCCCCCAACACGGACCUGGCUGCCCAGCAGGGGAAAGACUACACUCGUGACGAGAUCGAGGAACUCAUGCAGUCGGAGGCCUACCAGAGGAAGAUCUCAACCUGUCACCUGUGUGGCAAAGUCUGGUUUGACAAUGUAUUCACAGCCAACUGUAAAGAGUGUGGGAACUUUGCCAUGACCCGACCUUGCCCUAUCUGCAAAGGUCAGUGUGGGAGAGUGUGGAACAGGAACCUCAAGAUGUCACAUGCGUACCACAAAGACUACUGGGAAGGGGACUGUGGCACCCAGUUCGAGGCAGCGGCAUCUGCAUCAGCAUUCAGCAUUCCAUCUCUGAGUGACUCCACAGAAGACACCACAACGCUGACAGAGGGCUUGCAGGAUCUGUCCACUAGCUAGUGCAUCACAGCCACUGAUUAGAAGACGCUCACAUUCUCAUGGAAUCCAUACAGAGCGUGUGCAAGAUAUGUGUGUGAAAGAGUUAUUUACCAAUACAUUAUGAUAUUGUACGCAAUAUCCUAACACUGCUGAGUAUUGAAAUGUUCCUGUUGCUUCUGAGAAUUGGUUGUAGUCUCCAUGGCCAGAAUCCUACAUUGAAUUGUAUGGGAUGAAACCACAAUCUCUGCAUGGUCCUUUUGUCUAUGGUUGAAAGGUCUGUGGUUUUGUUUUGCCAGCUUCUGAUGUAUGACCUGUGUGUGAAGAUCAAGAUUUGAAGACCUGGGACAGUUCCCAUGAACAUUUGUUUAGGUUUUGUCACAGGUUAUGUGAGAAUGUUCACAGUGUCUAUGAUCAACCUUAAAGUUUGCAACGACCAUAGUUUUAGGUUUUGCAAAGUUCUGUUGUGUGAGUUUAAAUGAUCUGUCACCUGACGGAGCAGUGGACACGUUUUGAACUUGUUGGAGCUCACUUUCUUCUAAAACAUGUGUUCUCAAGGUUUGUGCGUGAACAAGGCAGAUAUGAAUAUACUUUGUGCUCAUUUUCAUCUCAGUUUCUUUGAUAUUCAAGGAUCAGCAUGCCUGGCACGAAACAUUGACUUGCAUACGACCAAGUGGAACAAUUCCUGGCUUUCUUUACAAAUAGUGUCUGUGUUGACAUGCAUGAAGACUUAGCUUGUCGUCAGCUCCAACAUGGCUUGUGUGUCUGCUCAAGUCCAACCAUCGAGUAAUGCCACAGUUAUUGAAUUGUUUUCUGAACAUUCCAUUUUUCACACCAAUGAAAAUGUAGACGCCUACUCUGUUAGCUUUUCAGUGAACUCUGGUAAGAUCUGAACGAUUUUAAGACUUACUUUAGUCACAAUUAAUCAAUGAGAUUAUGUCAUGUCGUGACAACAAAAACGGAACUAUUGUUUUUGAGAUUGAUGCAUGUUACAGUAUUACAGCUUUAAGCAUGUUGACUUGACCUUGACAAGGUCCUAGACUUGUAAAUACAUCAGGCACCUGUCGGGGGGCACAUUUCUUCACCCAAAAUGCUAGGGACCAACCAACUCUUGGGGAAUAUUUUAUGUCACUACUACAAGAUAUAUUUUUACAGUACCCUGAAAGUGAAAUGUUUUUUUUCACCAUCAACAUAGUAACAAAAAGUUAUUUAAUUCAGAAAUCCCAACCCACCCACCCAAAAAAAAGAAAUAGAAAAGAAACGAAAUUUGACCGGUCCCUUAUACAUGUACAUUAUAUAUAUACUUACAAUUUGUUACAUCAGUUACAUGUAGUUCACAUAUCUUUACAAGGUAUGCACUGAUGUGCAUUCUGUAUACACUGAUCAUCAGGUAAACAUAUGUGAUGUACCAGGGUAGAUACACUUAAAUGUAUCUGCCAGCUCUAUCCAUGCAUCAUACAUUUCACAUAGUAGACCAGCUAGCACCAACAGUCCCUCUUCUCCCUUGGGGUUUCAGAAAAUCCACAGCAUUUCUAUGAUAUAUUACGAGCCCAAACUGUUUUUGUUUUCACUCUCUCAGUGUAAAUAUAUGUAUACAUGUGCAUGUUUGCCCUUAUUCAUUGUGGUCUGCCUCAUGUCAUUGUCAAAGUCUUCAAAUCCAUCAUGUCCAUCAUAACAACUGAAGUGGAGCCAGAUCUGAGAGGUCAAAUACACUUCUGCAUCAGACAAUGUAAUGUUUCAUUUUUUUAGAAGGCGGGAAACUAAUUGAAGCAUCUGUGGCAGCAAAGUUCAGUCAAGGAAAGAUAACUUUUCUGUCAAAAUUCGGACAGUCUCUACUUUAUAGAACUGAUAUCACAAUCUAAAUCGUUCACUUGACUGAAUCCAAAAGUGUUUAUCAUCUUUAUCAGAAUGUCAGAAUAAAUUUUAACUAUCUGUGACUGACCAGCAGAAAAGAAAACUUUUCAUGGACUCAAACCUAGUUGAUAUUAAGAGAAGUCUAGGUUGUACAAUUAAAACUUACAUAUGUUGAAGCACAGGAGUAGAGGCGGCAGUUGAAAUGAUUGAUGCAGCGAUGCUAAUAUUAUGUGCUAUCACAUUUGUAUGCUUUAUAAUGUACAUUUAAAGUGUUAACCACAUACACAUAAUAACUUAUAUUACAGCAUCCAUCAAUAGCCUUGUUGUAGAGUUAAUUAUGCAAACACAAUGUCUACAUUCUUUUUGUGUACAUUAACCUUUAGCCUGCUAAAUUUUCAGCAGCCAUGUAUGGCCAUCCAGGAUCAAGUUCAGUGUUAGUUGUGGGAGACAGGGAUCUUGGUAAACAGCUAUUGACACUAUUAGUUGGCAGUAUCCUUACGUCACAGCUGAGAAUGUCACUGUUGAAUGUGUUCAAUUCACAUGCUAGGCUUAUAAUAACCCUGUUGAAUGGAUUGACAGUAGCGCUAAGAGAUUUAAUACAAAUGCUACUACGGUUAUAACAUCUCUGUUAUGCUGUAUAUGUGUUAGCCAUAUGUUCCUGGCAUCCCAAGGAAUUUCUGAUCAAAUCAUGUUAGUUAUAUGAAAAGUUAUAUGAAAUGUGUUGACAUAAUGUGUUCAGGGAUUAUCUAGACCUGCUCAGAGGCCUAUAUUUGGCCCUAAGUAAACAUUCCCUAAUUGGAAUUAAUACUUUUCCAACUCAUAAUAUUCAACUCAUGUCAUGGCUUUGUAGAGGUAACUUGCAUUUCACAGUGAUAACAGAAUCAGUAAUGGUACAUGCUUUUUUACUUUGUUAUACAUCACUACUUUGAAUGCAGUGUUAGAACAUUUCAGGAAAUAAGAAUUGAAAAAGCAAUCCCAAUUGUGAACAGAACAAUCUUUUCCCAAUAUGCCUGCCAUGGGCACCGUUUAAAAUCCUAGAAAAUUCCCUGGUAUUGCAAUGUCGCUGCCUGAGGAUUUGAACUUCACAGUGUAUAUGUCGGGGUGCCUUGUAAUAUCAAUCCAGAGUUGUACGGUCAGUUCAUCAUCUGGAUACAGACAAGACAAGUCUGGGAGCCAUGCGUACACAAAGGCUUUCCUCCCACAUUAAGCUGUUACACCAUUAUAUUCCCUACCUGAAGUUUUGUAAAAUAAACAGUUCAACAGAGUCAAGAAUAAGAUCAACUUACUUGCCAUGUUUAUGGCAGUACAUUGCUCCGUGUCAAAGUAAUUGUCACUUAUGAUCCCUCCUUUUUGUUUUAUGUCCAAUUUUUGACUUGUUACAGUCACUGUUAAAUAGACACAUGGUGACAUGGAAGAGUUACUUCCCUUUGUGUAAUAACCCAGAGAAUUCUUCAAUCUCAAUUUAUAUGGUGUUUUAACCACAUUGAAUUAUUUAAAAACAUAAGGUGAUCUAUGAAUGAAAUGAUUGAAUCCUGAGGUAGUGUAGCUUAUUGAAUUUUUGCAGUAAGGAAGGAAAAUAAACACACUCAUGUUUUAGCAUAUAUAUAUGGUACACUUAUUGUCUGUCAAGUUACAGGAUGAACAUAGCAGCCAUGGUGGUCAUACUUCCAAUUGGAUCAGAAUUCUGUGACAGGUCUGUUCAAGAUACUAUUGCAGUCAUCAUCGUUGCAAUAUUGAGUUGGACUGAUGUAGUGGUAGGCAUUAGGAAGAAGGAACUUGCCCUGUCAAUGAAAUGUGUCCCUUGAGAAUGAUGGUAAUGAAACUUGUACAGGGCAAUCCAUCGUUUGAUAAAUGUUUGUCUGUACCAGUGUUUGAACUCAAAUCCAAAUUGGAUUUUAGUUACUAUGGUUAAGAGUCAUUUGAACACAACUGUAAAUCAUUAUUAUCGAUUCUUUAUUAUGUUAAUUGAGCUAAAGCAAUGCCUCCUCUGUGUUUGUUGGGAUGGACCAGUGGUUAACAUGGUCAAAGCGCUCACCAUACAGAAUUUCCAGGUUCUAUUUCCCACAUGUGUACCAUGUGCAAAGCCAAUUCUUGGUGUUUUCUUGGCAUGUUCUCAAUUAACAUAUGAAAGUAUCAACAUGACUAGACAGACCUAGUUCUGUUAGUCAUCUGACCUUUGAUGCAGUCAGAAUUAUUCUUUAAAAGAAUUUAUGUGUGUUGCAUUAGAACAACCUGUUCUGACAUCAUUCAUUUAUUGACCAUGUUGACUAGAAAUAUUUCAAAACUUCAUACACAAGAAAACGUUUUUAGACUAUGCCUGAAGAUUUGGCUUGUUAUCAGGGUUAUGUUCAGUGGUCGCAAUACAGUGCAACCUUGUUUGACCAGAAACCCUGUUGGGUUUGGGAAUUUCAGUCCUUGUUAGUCUGGCUUCCAGAGAGUUUUGAUGGGAAUUUCUGUAUAUAUCCAAAGAAAAAUUACCCCAUUCCCAUGAUUCAUUGAUCCAGACUAUUUACUGGUACAUGAAAAUGGGACUGUCUGGAUUAACGAGGCCCCACUGUCGAUGAAAACAAUGUGAACAAGAUGAUGAUCUGUGGAAUUGUGUGGCUGAUGCCUGUAUGUGUAUAUAUGUACUUUACCUGUGAUCAGAUGUAGUCUGGGUGGUAAUGUACCAGUAGACAAAGAAUGGUGUUCCAACACAUAUUUGUGAACACUGAUUCAUGGUCAUUUGCUUGUUAUCAGUGAAUGUUACUGUAAUUGUUCACUAUGAAAUUCAGUGUUUAUUGAAAAGUCAUUGAAUCAGUGAACAUAUGCUGUUGUAACAUGUAACAAGAACAUAGAAAAUUCAUAAAAGUUUUCAGAAUUAAAAUGAUCUCUCCGGUGACAGAAAUGUGUGCACAAUAUUACCAUGGUUUGUCUUCUGCAAAGGCAUCAAUGCAGAGUGAAAACAUUUGGAAAAAUGCAUGAUAUUUAUUUUUGAAAACAUUGUGUCUCAAACCAACUGUCCAUUUCAAAACAUAAUCAACUUUUCAUCUUGUGAUGUGCAUUGAUAUCAGGUACCAAAAGUAUCUGUUUCGACUUAACAUUUGUGAUAAGAGUCGUGAUAUGAAUUGUAUUGUGGGUAAAUACCAAAUAUAUCAUGAUCCAAAUAACCUAAUGUACCCCAUACCCAGUGAAAUACCUUAUUUGCUAUAUUAAGCACCCCGCUCCAAGAAGCAUCUCGUGAUCAACUUCUAGAUCAAAAUGUAAGCUAAAUAAAUAUCCCAUACAAAGUCUGAAAAUUAACAUGACAUUCCAUUUUCUCGUACAUAUAUUAUAGAUUUUGUUUUCCAUGUAGAAGGGUAGAUAACUGCCCAAUGACUAUCAUCAAAAAAAGUUCCAUCAAAGUAUGACUGAGCUCAAUCUCUGACAACAAAUUUGAGAUAAUUUUAAUAAGCACCUUCCUUUGUGGAUUUCCUAAGUACCCGGGGCACUAAUUAUGGCAAAUACAGUAUACAUGUCUUCACACCUCCUGAAAAGCAUCAUAAUAUAUGGAGGUACAUGUAUGUUGAAGUUACCUCAUUAAAGUGCUGUCAGUAACCUGUAUGUUUUCCCUAGAUCUUGCAAACACCAACAAUGUUUUGUAAUAUAAUACCAGCAAUCGUGUUCCAUUUUCAUAUCACAUUAUACACACAAAGUAUUUUUGAGAUGAGCAUAUGAAUAUGAAUUAAGGAGAUCGUUUCACCACAUGAAGUCCCCUGUUCAUUUAUCAAAUUGACUACAUAUAGUUUGCUAUGUUUGUUUUUUAUACCUUUCUUCUUUAUUUAAUGUAGCAUUUGACACAUUUCGAGAAUACAAGGUAUGUCAGGUAUUUUGGUUAUUAGUUGUUUUUAGCCAGUAUUGGUUUUCUUGUAUGUUUUAUGUACAUGCACAAAGAAAAUAUUGUCUGCUACAGUCAUGACGUCGUUGAUAUUCUUGGCCAUAUUGCAGAAUUUUCUGGCCACCAUGUGGAAUAAACUGAUACUUGUA
Messenger RNA from Haliotis rufescens (red abalone), 6551 nucleotides. Its product is annotated as protein pinocchio-like. Gene Ontology annotation, molecular function: metal ion binding. Gene Ontology annotation, biological process: DNA repair; DNA recombination. Bases 147 to 716 code for a protein of 189 amino acids. The transcript is spliced from 5 exons. NCBI's taxonomy places the organism in Eukaryota, Metazoa, Mollusca, Gastropoda, Lepetellida, Haliotidae. The record is from RefSeq and is a predicted model, not a curated record.